This is a messenger RNA of Ricinus communis (castor bean), 1009 nucleotides long. Its product is annotated as probable membrane-associated kinase regulator 6. The transcript has 2 exons. NCBI's taxonomy places the organism in Eukaryota, Viridiplantae, Streptophyta, Magnoliopsida, Malpighiales, Euphorbiaceae. The record is from RefSeq and is a predicted model, not a curated record. Bases 161 to 805 code for a protein of 214 amino acids.
UCCAUUUGUCUCUUUUUUGAUCUUGAUAGAUUAGAUAAUUUAUGAUCUUGUGGUCAUUCUAAGACCUCAAUCGCAUGAAUCUUGUCCAUCCAUCCAAGAAUAUAAUAUAUAGGGCUUUUAGUCCUCCAUAAUCUUCACAUUAACAAUCAACAGUCAACACAUGGAAUUCUCACAACCUCUGGCCAUUGAAAGCUUCUCGCGCAGUUGGUUAACAAGUGCAAGUUCCCCCUUAUAUGGUCUUGAGGAGCCCCUCAGAGCAUCUCUUGACAGUUCCUAUGAAGCUAGCGGUGAAGAAUUAGAGCACAAGAUUCUCAAGUCAGAAAGAUCUCUGGAAGACGUCCAGAACUUUAAUUUUGAUGUUCCUAUUUCUGAACACCCUGAGCGUCUUGUUCAUGCUGAUCAGCUUUUCUCUGAUGGCCUAAUCAAGCCUGUUUUUGUCAACCAGUCAAAGAUAGAGGCCUCCGAUCCCCUUGAUUUAGUACCUAUCCCUUGUUCUUCCUUUUCUUCUAGAAAUGUCGUCUCGACUGGUCAUAUCCAGUGUCAUAUUCUUAAAAGAUGGAAAAAAUCGUCAGAGCGAAUCUUGCGGAAGUGUUUUGGAUAUCUGAAACCUUUGUGCCAUAAAAUAACUGGCGCAAGGAAAUGUACAAGAGUUGAUGAUAUUGAUGAAAGAGCAAGACAAGUAAAGAGUUGGAGCAGUUUGCCGCAAGCAUCUCCACACAGGAUCUAUUCAACAAACAGCUGGUGCGAUAUCGAGAGCUCAAUUUAUGAGGCGGUUCUUCAUUGCAAAAGAUCAGUGGAUAAAUGAUCUUUUCACAGAGAGAGUAAGAAACUGAAAUUUGAAACAAGUGGAGAGCUUCUAGAAAUGCUGAGGCAAGAGAAUCAAAAAACAGCUUGUUCCUUGUCCCAUUGUUCUGUCCUUUAGCCCCUUGGUUGUUUAUGUGCAAUUUGUCUACUGUGUAAACAGAAGUUUCUUUGUUGCUCAGCUGUGGAAAGUUUACUAUUUAAAUCA